Messenger RNA from Tripterygium wilfordii, 2195 nucleotides. RefSeq lists its product as uncharacterized. The transcript is spliced from 6 exons. Bases 261 to 1859 code for a protein of 532 amino acids. Lineage: Eukaryota; Viridiplantae; Streptophyta; Magnoliopsida; Celastrales; Celastraceae. The record is from RefSeq and is a predicted model, not a curated record.
GGAGAGACAUAGGGGGAGAGAUGUCUGUGAAUUGUGACAUUGUGAGUGUUUUAUUUGUCAAUAAUUAUGCACGAAGAAUGCAGAAAGAUUGACUUUUUCCGUGGAAAAAACUACGCACAACUGUCUUGAACGGCUAACUCCCACCACCAUCAAGAGACCUUUUUAUCGUCUACACAAGAAUCAAGAAUCAAAUAGUCAUGUUAAAAAACAUCAGCCGACGCGUAGUCUGAUUUUUCGGUUGCAACGGAGUCCAUAAAGAGAUGGCUGGAUAUCAGAAAUCACACCCUGAGUGUGUUAAUGCUGCGAAUCCCUAUCAUGAAUGCGGUACAGCUUGCCUUGAAAAGAUUGCUGAAGGCAAGGGACGUAAGGAUAAUCGAAAAAAGACAGAUGACCCUGGGGGUACUAUAGAAGGCAGCUUUACCAAAAAGAAGGAUGGAGGAAAAAAUGUUCAGCCAACUUGCAUCAAAGCAUCUAAUCCUUUCCAUGAAUGUGAUGAACUUUGCUUCAAAAAAACUGUUGAUGGAAAGUCUCAUUGGCAAGCAAAAGGCUCCAUCCUUAGCUUUGGCAGGAAAAAAAAGGGAUCCGAUUCUCAGCCAUUGACGCCAAGAAGUGGAUUUGAAUCUCAGCCAAUGACACCUAGGAAUGGAUUUGAAUCUCAGCCAUUGACACCAAGGAAUGGGUUUGAUUCUCAGCCAAAGACUCCAAGGAAUGGAACUGAUUCUUGUUCAAUAAAGCCUCCAGCACUUGAGAAAGUCCCUGCGAAAAAUGCAGCUAACCCUGAUUUUUCCUCACCCCGUUCCCAUUUUUCUUUCCAAUGGAAGAAUGAUGAAUCUUAUUCCUCUACCGACCAUGAAAUCUAUUCUAGAGAUCAAUCUUUAGACAAAGCGAAGGUUCAAUCUUCUCUGUCAGUGCCUGCAUCUGGGACUAUCACGCCUGAUCAUCCUAAAGAGGCUACAAGGGAUGGUAACACUUUUGUUGCAACUGCAAUACCAACUGCAACAGAGAUGGAUAAAAAGCUUGGCUCAUCUGAGACAGUUUAUUCUUCUAUCUGCGAGGAUGCGAGAGAAUUUACCUCUGAUCCAGUUGUCCAAUCCUCAAAAUCACUUGAUCAUUCAGACCCUCCGAAGGGUGGUGCCACCUUCCUUGCUACUACAACACCAACCACACAGGAAAAGGAUGCUAAGGACAUGAGAGAUCACACUUCUAAUCAGAAUGCCAGGUCUAUGAAAUUUACCUUUUCUGGUAUUUCUCGUGCUUCAGAGGACAGUGAUGAGGAAGAAGUUCAACCUGAAAUUUCGCAUGUUCUGGUGGGAAAAUAUCAUGUUAAAGCAAGUGUUGCCUCCAUUCUCCGGUCCAUCUUUGACAAGCAUGGAGAUAUAGCUGCAAACUGUCACUUGGAGUCUGCUGCCAUGCGAGCUUAUUAUUUGGAGUCUGUUUGCUCUGUAGUCCAAGAGUUGCGAUUUGCUUCAUAUACACAGAUUCCGAAAUCCAAAGUAAAAGGAAUGUUGGCUGUUCUUAAAGAUGUAGAGUCCGCAAAAAUUGAUGUUAGCUGGCUGCAUCGUUUGCUCAAUGAAAUCGUGGAGGCCAAGGAGCUUGUGAAUGAACAUCAAGCAGUCGAGGCAGCAAAAGCUAACUGUGAUUGUACUCUAGAGUCAACGAGGAAAGAACUCGAGUCCCUGAUGGAAGACAUUGCUCGAAAGGAAAAGGAGCUUGCUGAAGCCCAGGCGCGAGUGGCUGAAACCAAAGCUCGCUUGGGUGAACUUGAGGUUGAAUCUUCCCAACUCAGCCAGACCAUGUCGUCCCUUCAUUCGAAAAUCGAAAAAUUUCGUGGCAAGUCCUUGGAAGAUCAGCUCCUCUGAAUGGUUGCCAGUCGUUCUUUUUCGUUCCUUAAUACUGAUAUAGAUACAUAAUAGAAUGCGAGUUACUUAGUUGAUAUAAGUAUCUGUAGAGUAGUAUCCAUCUGGGUUUGUGUACAUUAGCACACUUAGUCUGUGUAUCCUUCUUUUUCAAUUUUAUUUGUGCGACAUUUCAAAAGAGGUUGAGCCAAAACAAAGCUUGUCCUUGUUCUGUGGUUGUAAUAUUAGUAAUUUAGUUUGCAUUUCCAUGUAUUGAGUUGUAGUUUGUCCUUCUUUCAUGAGAUAUUCAGAGGAUUAAUAAGGAGUUGAGUAAUAAAAUGGUGGUUUCUUUUCCUUUAA